Closterium sp. NIES-65 is the source of this 1365-nucleotide messenger RNA. Lineage: Eukaryota; Viridiplantae; Streptophyta; Zygnematophyceae; Desmidiales; Closteriaceae. The record is from the annotation of a GenBank genome assembly.
AUGGCCCCUUGCGGCCCCGUCGCCGCCACCUGCGGCCUAGUCGCCACCACCUGCGGCCCCGUCGCAACCACCUUCAGCCCCGUCGCUGCCACCUUUGGCCACGCCGCCGCCACCUGCGGCCCCGCCGCCACCUGCGGCCCCGUCGCCGCCACCGGCGGCCCCGUCGCCACCACCUGCGGCCCCGUCGCCGCCACCUGCGGCCACGCAGCUGCCACCUGCGGCCCCGCGUGCACCUGCGGCCCCGUCGCCGCCACCUGCGGCCCCGUCGCCGCCACCUACGGCCCCGUCGCCGUCACCUGCGGCCCCGGGUGUUCCCCCUCCCCCCUCUUGCCCUCUGUUGCUUCUGCUGCUGCGGCCGACCUCGUUGGUUUCGAGUCGGUAGGCGUUGCGUCUGCCCCUAGCGGGAGACGCCGCACCGGCAAGGGCAAGGGGGGCAAGGGCGCUGGAGGGGCUGGCGGGGGCGGUGGAGGUGGUGGUGGAGGCAGUGGAGGGGGUGGGGGUGGUGGUGGGAGUGGUGGCGGGGGUGGCGGCGGCGGCGGCAGUAGUGGAGGCGGAGGAGGCGGCGGUGGUGGCGGAGGGAGCGGAGGCGGCGGAGGUGGCAGAGGAGGCGGCGGAGGCGGUGGCGGCGGCGGUUGCGAUGGUGGAGCGGGUCGCGACUCUUCGCAGAGGAGUGGCUCAAGUGGUGGUCCGCGCCAGCAGCAGCGGAGUGGUGUGACCCUGUCCCCUCAGCAGCUUCGUGACUGGUACGCUGCGCGUCAGCACGGUGCGGGUACUGGUCCCUGCACUUACGUCCUCCGUACCGGCGACCGAGCUGGCAUUGAGGCCACUGCUCUAGGUGCUGGUGAGGCUACUGCUCUAGGUGCUGGUGAGGCUGCUGCUCUAGGUGCUAGUGCAUCUGCUGCCCCAGGUGCUAGUGCGUCUGCUGCCCCAGGUGCUGGUGAGUCUGCUCUCUCAGACCGCACCACUCUUACGCCGCUCAGUCGGCCGGUUGCAGUCUCCCUUGCAGACCCCUCAGGGGGUCCUGUGCUUGCUAGCUUCUCCAUUGUCUUACCGUCCCCCCCAACCCUCUCUGGCACCGUGUUAGGUCUCUACCUCCCCUCGUUCUCUACGAAUUUGGUGAGUGGAGCGGACCUACAGGAUAGGGGGGUUGACCAGUUCACUCCUGCGAGUCAGCGAGUGACCCACUGCACGUGUGCUCGGACAAGCCGACACUUGGCCACGUUCACCCGUCGGCCAGGGUCGAGCCGGUACACCCUUACUACUGAGUCUCCUGCGGCUGCUGAGUCUGCCGAGGUAGCUGCGUCAAGUCAGGUGUUUGCUGCAGCGUCCACGUCUAGUCCUAGGUCUGCUCCUUGCUCGUGUUGA